AUGAUCAAGGAGAUGUAUAGAAAUGUAAAGACCAGCAUCAGCUCUACAGUUGGAAGUACAGAAAAUUUCCAAGUUGGAGUCGGGCUACAUCAGGGAUCCGCUCUGAGCCCACUUCUGUUUAUUAUCGGUUUGGAUGUGUUGAUGGAGGAUGUCAGGGAGGAGCCAUCAUGCUGUCUGCUCCAUGCAGAUGACAUAGUCUUGGUAGCUGAGAACAGGGAAGAACUGGAGGGGAAACUUGAAAGAUGGAGGUAUGCCUUGGAGGGUACAGGUUUAAGGAUAAGCAGGAAAAAGACAGAAUAUAUGACAACCAAAUUGGAUGGCGACCAGCAAACAGCAAUCAAAUUAGGUGGAGGAAACAUCAAAAGGGUUCAUAAAUUCAAGUACCUUGGCUCAACAUUUGCAAAUCCUGACUUAUCAGAUAUUAGUGACCAAUCCAUAGUUUUCAAGGUUGCUGAAAUGAAUAGUGAUGCUCCCAAUGCUCUUAAAAUCCAAGUUCAGCCGCGGUAG
Macrobrachium nipponense is the source of this 507-nucleotide messenger RNA. RefSeq lists its product as uncharacterized. The record is from RefSeq and is a predicted model, not a curated record. Lineage: Eukaryota; Metazoa; Arthropoda; Malacostraca; Decapoda; Palaemonidae. The transcript is spliced from 2 exons. Bases 1 to 507 code for a protein of 168 amino acids.